Molecule: messenger RNA, 351 nt
Organism: Penicillium samsonianum
Lineage: Eukaryota; Fungi; Ascomycota; Eurotiomycetes; Eurotiales; Aspergillaceae
Exons: 2
Coding region: 1-351 (116 amino acids)
Source: RefSeq, a predicted model, not a curated record
AUGCCCUGGAAUCUACGUCCACCCAGUAUCUUUCAUGAUGAGUCAUGGCCUACACCAUGGCGUUCAUCUGAAUUCCCACCCGAAGAAACUUUUGUCGAACGAAUCAAUCGACAGCAUACGAAGCCAGAGUGGAAGUCUGUACCGCGCUUCUUAGACUUCGAGUCUAGUACGGGUGGAGACUGGGCCCGAGCUAUUGAAAAGCUCGACGAGGCCUAUAUAGCCGACCUAGAGAUUUACAAGCGCAGCUGGUAUCGAUUCGGCGCCACCUAUAUUGAAAUGAUCCGCGAGGGUUAUCGGAAUGUUAUCUUUAAAGACCCCACGUUAGAGGGGGCGUCGGAAGCCGUCAUCUAA